CUUACCAAAUUGUAUGCUGUACAUGUUAGAGCAUGAAAUUAUGUGUGACGUCACAUUCCGUGUUGGAGAAAGCCGCAAAACAAUUAAGGCACAUAAGAAUAUCUUGGCGGGUCGAAGCUUAAUAUUUCAUACGAUGUUUGAAAGUUUACUUCCUGAAAAAGAAGAAAUCAACAUACCUGACAUUUAUGUUGAUACAUUUAAUGACCUUCUUCGGUAUGCAUACAUUGAUGAUGUUCAAAUAUCAACAAACAAUGUUAACAGAAUGUUAUAUGCAGCUGACAAAUACAUGCUUUCAACACCUAAGACAAAGUGUUGUGAACUUCUUCAAUCAACUGCACAAUCUUCAAAUGCCGUUGUGACGCUUUCAACGGCAAAUCAAUUCCAUCUUGAAGAUCUACAAAAGGAAAGCUUACAGUAUAUAAAAGAUAAUACGGAAGAAUGCCUGUUGUCUAGUCAUGCAGUUCAGCUAAAUACCGAAUGCGUUCAAAUGAUUGUAACGUCUGAAUAUCUUUCCUGUUCCGAGACAGAAGUUUGCAAAUUUUUCCUGAAGUGGACAGAAGCUCAAUGUAAACUGCACGGAAAAGAAGUAUGGUAA
Molecule: messenger RNA, 595 nt
Organism: Mytilus californianus (California mussel)
Lineage: Eukaryota; Metazoa; Mollusca; Bivalvia; Mytilida; Mytilidae
Product: BTB/POZ domain-containing protein 6-like
Exons: 3
Coding region: 14-595 (193 amino acids)
Molecular function (GO): protein binding
Source: RefSeq, a predicted model, not a curated record